UCUCGUAACUUUGAACAAGUCACCACUGCAAUACCUUGGAUCGAGGUGUUUGCAAAACUGGAUCGACGUAAAGCGCCGCUUUUCUACAACUCAUAGCCAUGGAGGAAUAAUGCCUUGCGCAUGCUCAAUAAAUAGGCAUAAACACAUCCUGUAAAGACGAAGGCGAAUGCAUAGUCCACCGCGAGUUUAAUUUUUGAAGAUCCUUAUAGGUACUUCUCAAAUUAUAAUAAAGGCACGCGCGUUCGAGUCGAGUACUUUGGGUAAUUCAGAUGUUUGUGGGCAGCGACACAGUGUGAUUCUCAGAUACAGCCGAGCCAUGCAGUGUUGUCAGCAAUCGUGGUGUUUUCUUCUAAUCAUGAUAUUCUUCAGCCUUUACUUGAUGGCAUUACGUACUCUGCCUACGUUUAAGACUGGUAUGAAGAACUCUCUUAUAAUUCCAAGAAAUUUCAAUGUUCAGCACAACACAGAAACUCAAAACAUAAUCAUUCCUGAAUUUAAAGACAUCAAGAACCAGCGACUCGAUGCGCCUUCUAUUUUCACAUGGGGAAGUGAUUUACACAGAAUGGGGCUAAUAGAUGUUAAGAAAAGUGUCUUUAAUCUUACUCGCCAAAUUAUUCGACGAGGGGAAACAUUUAGCAUAAUUAUCAACGCGCAUGAUCAGUACGGCCGACAACGAGUGCGGGGUGGUGAUUUUUUGUUUGCAACUUUAACCAGUACUGAUUCGAGUACAGCUGGAAAAGUAAUCGACUUUAAUAAUGGUACAUACGAAGUUAUUUUCUUUGCGGCUUGGACGGGCACCACAAAAAUCAACAUUAUACUUGUACAUACAUUUGAAGCACUUCAUUUUUUAAAGACUGUUUUAUGGCCGAUGGAAAAGCGUGUAUUUUGGACAGGCACUUUUGCGCACAAUCAUCAUUCCGAAUUUACACUAUGUGAAGUAAAAUCUGUUGGAACGUGGGACAACAAAUGUGAAUUCCCAGAGCCAGGCGCUCUCGGUGGAAACACUUUACUUUGCGAGAAACCGAAAACUCUUCCAUGCUCUUCUCUUGUAUCACUCACAUCGAAAAAAAGUGGUUUUGAUGUUAUAGACGCCAUCUUCAAUAAACUUCGAGAGAAACAUGCUGAUAUAUUUUCACAGAAUGUAAGCUAUGUACAAUUCACCAAUGGACCAAAACAGCUGAUAAUACAAGAAUCCGAAGUGAAGUGGAUACGUGAAGCAGAGAACUUUACAGAUAUGAUAAGUAUACGUCCGUGUGGACCAGAUUUACCCCUACCACUAAGCGAUGGAUUUUGGUCCGGCAAAAAGUGGAAUUCAUUUGCAUGCGACACUAAGCGAUGGACUGCAGGUCAAGUUGAAAAAUGUUUACGUGGGAAACGUGUAUUUUUUACCGGGGAUUCAACAACAAGACAAUGGGGUGACGAACUAUUAAGGAUUCUCGGCCUUAAACCAACAACGCAUUCACGAUUUCUUACUAAGUUGCAUAAUCCAAUAAUUAAUUUUCAAUUCAGGUUUCACAAAUAUUGGUUAGGUUCAGUCAAAGAAGGUGUUUAUGACGGUCAAUUCGAAUCUGAUUUACUUGAUAGCCUUACGUCAUCCGAUUGCGAGUACAUAGUAGUCAUAAGUCCAUGGGCUCAUUACUGCCAAUGGACUCGAAUUUCAUUUACUGACAGACUUCUUUAUAUCAAAAGUGCGAUUAAACGGUUUAGAGCCAGAUGUCCGGAUGCACCAGUUAUAAUCAAAACUUCACACCCACGAUACCACGGCUUUAGUGGGAUUAUUCCAUUGUCCAGUGACGGAAUGCUAUUUGAAGUUCGUCGCAUGUUACAGGAAAUAUUUUCAGGAAUGGGUCUGCAUUUUAUUGAUAUAUGGGCAAUGAAUCUUGCAUACCCUGUACCAAACGUAGUUCAUAUGCCAAGGGAAGUUAUUUACGAAGAGCUUCAGAUGUUUUUCACACAUGUUUGUAAUAAUUGAGAACCG
This is a messenger RNA of Anneissia japonica, 1978 nucleotides long. Its product is annotated as NXPE family member 1-like. The record is from RefSeq and is a predicted model, not a curated record. Bases 317 to 1972 code for a protein of 551 amino acids. NCBI's taxonomy places the organism in Eukaryota, Metazoa, Echinodermata, Crinoidea, Comatulida, Comatulidae. The transcript has 6 exons.